This is a messenger RNA of Cylas formicarius (sweet potato weevil), 3996 nucleotides long. RefSeq names its product tribbles homolog 2. The coding region runs from base 178 to 1257 and encodes 359 amino acids. NCBI's taxonomy places the organism in Eukaryota, Metazoa, Arthropoda, Insecta, Coleoptera, Brentidae. The transcript has 5 exons. The record is from RefSeq and is a predicted model, not a curated record. Gene Ontology annotation, cellular component: nucleus. Gene Ontology annotation, molecular function: protein kinase activity; mitogen-activated protein kinase kinase binding; ATP binding. Gene Ontology annotation, biological process: regulation of MAP kinase activity; positive regulation of proteasomal ubiquitin-dependent protein catabolic process; protein phosphorylation.
CGUGCGGUGUAGCUGCAUGUCCGCUUAUGGCUGUGCGUUGUUUGUGUAAAUUACUGUAAAUACUAUAUAUUAGUACUGGUAACUGGUUUCUGACUCGUAAAAAAAAACGUUGUGAAAUAUUCCCGAGGACCUCCUUCCACGCGGCGUAUCACUCAAGUGUCCACCGUUGAAAAAACGAUGCAGAAAGUUCAGGAUUUGGCGUCGCCUGCGAUGAGACUUUUGCAGAAUACUGAUAAGGUUGCGGCCAGUGGCGAGCCGGGUACCUCGGGAGGAGACGCGGAGGUGAAAGAAAUCCGCUUACCUAGUGGCCAUUCGCGGGAUAAUACCGAUGUGGAAUUACGUGUGCCGAAAGUGAGUGACAGGGAUACCCAAAGGGCUCCUUUCGCGAAAACAAACAACCCUUACGAAUGUGACGGUAGUAAAUAUCGGCCGCUUUUGGUCGCGGACAAGUACGAAGUACACGAACAAGUGAUCGGUAGUUCGCUGUACCGGUGCGUUAACAUUCACACGAGGGAGGAACUUGUUUGCAAGAUGGUAAACCGGGAAAAUCAGUCGCUGAUGUCGGCCCACUUUCGUCUCGAGUCUCAUCCCCGGGUCCAGCCCUUGCACGAAGUGGUUGUGAGCGAUCGGUUUUUGUACUUAGUGUUUCCUAAAGCGCACGGUGAUUUGCAUUCCUACGUCCGACAGCGGAAACGCCUCAGGGAGUCCGAGGCCAAGAAGCUGUUUCGGCAGAUAGCCGAGAUCGUUCAACACUGUCAUCAAAACGGUAUCAUACUUAGGGAUUUGAAACUGCGGAAGUUCGUCUUCGCUGAUCCUGAGAGAACGGAACUGAAGCUAGAGUCUUUCGAAGAUGCGGUCGUACUUGAAGAACCGGAGUCGGAUUGGUUGAACGACAAGAGAGGUUGUCCGGCUUACGUCAGUCCGGAAAUACUCCGAACGGGGAAGUAUUCCGGGAAAAGUGCCGACAUGUGGUCCCUGGGAGUCAUACUCUACACCAUGCUCAUUGGAAGAUAUCCAUUCAAUGACGCGGGGCAUGUUCAUUUAUUCGCUAGAAUAUCCAGCGGGAAUUACGUCAUACCCGACUGCGUGUCUGCCCGGGCCCGCUGCCUGAUCCGAUCAUUGCUCCGACGAGAUCCUUCGGAAAGAAUUAAUUCGGAAGACAUCAUGUACCAUCCGUGGCUCGCCAAAGAGGAGAAAGAGUGGAUGCCGAGAUCGUGCGAUCAGAUGGUGCCCAGUUCGAGCUUGUACGACGAUUAGAGGGAGGGCUGGGGCGAUAGUUUCGUAAAAAACGAUAAAUAUAGAUAUUCCCGUUAAAUUUGCCGGGAUUAAUUGCGGGAACAGUUGUCGCUUGCGAUUUGCUUACAGGAUAAGUAAGGAGGCGCAAAACAAAAGCAACGGCUGUUCCGGCAAAGGGCUCGCAAUAUUGUGGGAAUAAUGUGCAAAUUUUGUGCUGUGUUUCAUUAGGAUUAAGAGUUAGGAAGAAGCAAAUUGAAACGCCAUUUCGUUUUGCUUCGGCAAGUGUUACGUUUAUUAUUUUUUCAUAAGAGCGGUUCUUUCGGUAUUAAGUGGGCCUUUUUUGUCGCAAGCGAACGGUGUCCGUCUAACAACCUGCUGCGUUUGAUUGGGCGAGCAUUUUUUUUUUUUUUUUUUGAACUUAUCGAUGCAUUUCGCUUUGGUGCUUCCUGUUGAGCAGUAAAAAACCAACAGAAAUUUGUUAAGGUUGUUUUCGUGUGCAGUAACAAUGAUUAAUUGAAUUGCGAUAUACCUGGUGACAUUGUACUGGUGAUGGAAAUCUUUUGUUCUUAUUCCGCAAUUAAUUAUCAUUUUCAAAUAGCAAUGUAUAGUAAAUUUUGAAAUCACCUGUCUCGUUAUGGCACUUGAAAUUUUAAUUAUUUUUGAAAAAAUUGAAACUUAGUUUUAACCAAUUACCGUAAAUUUCAUAAUAAUUGGUAUAUUAGUUUUAUCUAAAAAUAAUUUCGGCACAUUUUUCAAAAAUAAUUUCUUCCCCUUUUCCAUUUCCUAAGUAUAAUGAAAUCUUGAAAAAAAAAUCGCCAUUGUUAAUAACGAACGUGAACAGUCUGUAGAUCUGUUUCUAUCUGUCCAUUCAUCUCACGGCAGGCUUUCCGUUUAUAAUAUUUGAAUUUCAAUUAAAACCCCCUAUUGGGUGAUCAAAGUGCAAAAAUCAUUAUCUGCAUUCAGGUCUCAAUUCUGAGUUUUUAACACGGCAUUCUAAUAACAGGAUUUAUAUAGCCGCGAUUAAUUAAAUGAAAAUUACCUGUAAUCCAAUCCGAGAUGCAUCUGAUAAUCUGCGAUUAAAGCCAGCCAGGCACCGCGAGCGAUGCUAUAAUAUGUCAUAUAAUAUUCCGCAUAUUCUAGAAAUAACGCUUACGUUUAAAAUGUAUAUUAGUCCAAGCACCGAAGCUAUAAUAUCCCUGGCAUGACCCUUUACGAAAAUACACUCACAAUCACUCGCUUAAGAAGGUCCCUAGGCCGCUUGGGUUUGUCGUCAGCACAUGUUCAGUGUAUUAAGUUUCGCUUUAAAAUCAGUGGCAGCAGGUUAUGGAUGUAAUGGAUCUACAUCGUUCAGCAGUUCCUCAACAGAUCGUUUAAUAUUAUGCAUCUACUAAAAAAAAACACCCGCUUUUUUCAUUGGAUGUUAUUAACCGCUUUUUUAUUAAGUUUUUGCUCUAAUUUGUUUUUAGGUCUCUAGCGUUUUCAUCAUCGUAGGUACAUCACUGUGCAAAAGACUGACGUAAUUUAAUUUAUUUAAAACCUGACGGUUUAAUUAUAGAGUAUUGUCUUAAUUUCCGAUACCUACUUUGUAUAAUAUUAUUUUCGCUUAGAAUCCGCGUAGAUUUUUUUUUUAGCAAAGUGUAGCGAAUGUGAAUAUAAUCCAUGCGAAAUGUCCCGCCGUUCAACCGAAAUUGCAAUUUAAUGUUUGGAUAAUUUUGGGUUAAAAUUGUGAAUGAGUUUUUUUAUGGGAACAUGAGAAAAAAAAUAAUUUACGAAAACUGCGGAAUUAUAGUCGACUGAAAAAAAACAGCACAGACAAAAAUAAACCCAUUUGCGUUUUUGUUGGGUUCACUAAUAGUUGUCCCCUUUACUAAUUUUUGAAACACAUAGUAUAUAAUAACAAUAUUUAGUCUGGAAACAGUAAUUAAAUUUACAAAUAAAGUGUUGAGAAUUUGGAACAUGUUUACAAAAUGGAAUAAUAUAUCGGUGUGUUCUAUUUGAAAAAUUAUCCUAUUAGUUUCGAUAUACCCAAUACUAGUAAGACGGAUAAGACGGUAACUCAAUAUACCUAAUCAUAUCGGUUGAGGUGUACAUCAUUAAAUACAAAAGAACUGUGUUUUAUUUUAAAAUUUGUGGUUGUAUCCCAAACGAAACGAAAACAAGGAGUGUAUAAAUAAUUUGGAAUAAUUCUUUCCAAAAUGUGUAAAAUUACCGCAAAAUGUUGUAAUCCGUUUGAAUUAAAUGAGCGUAGAAUUACAACAAAAUAAUGAGUUAACAAGUUUAUGCACAUAUCUGUACCCUAAAGCAAACUUCGUGAGUCAAGAAACAGUUUCGAAAAAACCGAAGAUGAAGAACUUGGUUACUUCCUGCUUUUGUCACUUAUAAUUUUACGAUAUGUGGCAUAUCGCCAAUUUAUUUUUAUUUCCUACUAUUUUUUUCUUAAGUGAGUUAUUUUUUUUAGUUCGCUACUAGGAUACAGAUACAGGGCGUGUGUAUAUAGCAGAAGGGGGGAAGAGAAUACAUGAUCUCUGGUCGGAUUUUGUAAUGAAUUUGGCCGCUCUCACUGAACACUAUAAAAAUGUUGUUCGGACUGAACCUCGUCUUAAGGUGGAUGAGACAAAUGUUCAAUUUGUUUUUCGUUUUUCUUUUGUUAUUUAUGCGCAUUUGUGGUUAACUAUAAAUAGAAAUGUUUGUAAAUAUGGCUUCAACGCAUUUGUUAAAAAGAAAUGAAAAUCGUUGGAAUAUUUCAUUAUGUUGUUCGUA